Molecule: messenger RNA, 696 nt
Organism: Fusarium coffeatum
Lineage: Eukaryota; Fungi; Ascomycota; Sordariomycetes; Hypocreales; Nectriaceae
Exons: 2
Coding region: 1-696 (231 amino acids)
Biological process (GO): proteolysis
Molecular function (GO): serine-type peptidase activity
Source: RefSeq, a predicted model, not a curated record
AUGAAACUCGACCCUUCAAAACUCACCGCCUUCUUGGCCGCCAACUCAACAGGCGUCGGCGUUUUAGUUGUCCCCGGUGGUGGCUAUAGCGUUCUCGCCAACGGUCACGAAGGACGAGAACCAGCUGAAUAUCUCAACACCCUCGGCAUCGACGCCUGGAUGCUCGAAUACUCAACAGCAAGCACCAUGUCUCCACCACUCUACCCCAAGCCCAUGGAUGAGGCCCUCGGCGCACUGGAUCUCAUCCGCCAACAAGCCCCGAAUCUGAAGAAACUCGGUAUCUGGGGCUUUUCGGCUGGUGGUCACCUUGCUGGAACAACAGCCACUACUCCCGGCACUAACCUCGACUUUGCUAUCCUGGGAUAUCCCGUUAUCACUCUCGAGGACGAUUACACUCAUGAAAACUCGCGAUACAACCUCCUGGGUAAUAAACCUACCAAGAAGCAGAUCAAGGAGCUUUCAGUGCAAAACAGAGUGAACGACAAGACACCUCCUACGUUGCUUUUCCACACUUCGAAUGAUGAUCUUGUUCCGGUUCAGAACACCUAUUUGUAUGCUCAGGCCAUGGCGAAGCAUGGGAGAAAGGUUCAGCUUGUCGUUCUUCCCGAUGGAAAGCAUGGAGUUGGUUUGGCGCAGAAUGAUCCUGUUAGAGACUGGACUUCGGAGCUGGAGCGAUUUCUUAAAUAUUCGAUCUAA